AUUGGGCGGGAGAUGCUGGCCUCUGGGCCCGAGCGGCCGUCGGUGACGUCCGUUCGUCACGUGCACGGUUGUUGACGUGACGUGGCGCCCGGGCACUGGUGUAGAUGUGACAGAGGGGCCGUGACGUCACGCGGUGACAGCUCUAUCUUCCUCUCUCUUUCGCUCGCUUUAUCUCGUGGUCGCCGCCGGGGUGGGGGGGACACAACUUUUUGAGGGGGUCCCGCUGUGAUGACGAAGGGCCAUGUGGUGCAUUGGUGACUACCUACCGAUACGUUGAAGUCUCUUCAUCAUGAGUUGCCCCGAGAAGAAUGAAGAGUGCUCGCCUCCGCCAGCGAAACAGAGGAAGGUCUUGGAGACUGAGGAAAAGGAGAAGACUAAUGGAGCCCUCGAUCGGCCCGCAAGUCAGGAGGCUGAGGCUGCUCAGGCUCUGUGGGAUUUGAUCAACUGGCGGGAGCCGGGUGAUCAAAGAUCGGAAGGCAAAGAGCAACCAGGCAACGUUACGCCGCACACUCCGGAGAGAGGAGGUACAGAAGAUCCCCAUGUGAGACUCCCUGUGUGUACCCCUGAGAGGGGAGAUACAGGGGAGAGUGCCCAAGGGACGCCGCACAUCCCAGAAGGCGGCGAAACUGGAGAGAAGAACCCAACACCGUUAAAACCAGACCCUGUAAAGACUGACACGGAAGUAGAUGAAGAUCCAGGGGAUCAGCGUAGACGGAGUGCUCAGCAGAGCCUCGAGAGAGCAGAUUCAGAGGAGCCGGCUGUUUUGUCACCUCUGUCUUCGGAUUCAGAAGCGGGUGACCCCCGAUCGUGUAGUGAGGGUGAUGAGUGUUGCAUUGUGUCUGUUGGCACCCAGGCCACCAGCACCGAUCGUUCCCUACAGGCAUUGGAGUCUGUGCAGCAGGAACUCAGGGCAGUAAAUGAACGGGCUGACCGGGCUUUGCUCCAACUCAAAAGGCGUUACGGGCAGUUGAGAAAACCACACAUCCAGAAACGCAACGCCAUUAUUCGCACCAUCCCUGGUUUUUGGGUGACUGCUUUUCUCAAUCACCCGCAACUGUCGGCUAUGAUUGAUGACCGUGACGAGGACACGCUGAGUUACAUGAACAAAUUGCAGGUGGAGGACUUCACACACCUAAAGUCAAGUUGUAAGAUCAAAUUCUACUUCAACUCCAACCCUUACUUCAAGAAUGAUGUGAUCAUCAAGGAGUUUCAGUAUGGCUCCUCUGGACGCCUCACCUCUCAUUCCACUCCCAUUCGAUGGUGGCGUGGGCUAAAUCCAUCAAGUGAGAAGAACAGCAGCUCUGCACCCAGCUUUUUCAGCUGGUUUUCCGAUCACAGUUUCCCUGCUGCCGAUCGUAUAGCAACGAUCAUCAAAGAGGAUCUAUGGCCAAAUCCUUUGCAAUAUUACCUCAUCGGGGAGGGCGAUAGCGAUGAUCAAGGCGUUGAAGACAGCGACACAGACAACAUGGAUGAUUGUGUGGUCAUUGUUGAUGAUGAUGAAGAAGGGGAGGAGAACGAAGAAGAAGACGACGAUGAUGAAAAUGAUGUACAUGAAAUCUCUGAUAAUACAGAAAAACAAACUGAAGGAACUGAUGAUGAAGAUGACGAUGAAGAGGAUGACGUGGAAGGGGACUCUGUGCCCGAGGAAACGGUGGAGUCAACCAUCGGGGAGGAGACCGGUAUUGUGCUGGAUGCAGAGGAUUCAGAAAAUUCCUCAGCAGCAGCAGAAGAAGAAGAAGAAGAAGAAGGAGGCAACUCUGAGUAGGAUAUGAAGAUGGUGUUCCAUAGCUUGAGAUUAGGAGGGUGUAGGGAAAGCCGCUCCACCCCCACUAGAAGGCGAGUUGCACUGCAGGGAAUAAUGGUUUGCAGAAAACACAGUGAGUUACACCGUCAUAGAAUCAUUCAACCUUGCAGGGCUUCCCCUACCCCACUCCACAAGCAUGUCUAAUCAGGGACGAUGCGUUCAUACGCUUUUCUAGAUCAUGUAGUGGGGAAGCGGACAGACAUUCUACCCCAUUGCAGUCAUCCAUAGUAUUUGCACUGCAGAGUAGGCACACAGGAGCCAGACUUAAAUACUAAGUGUAUUAUGGUUAUCUAAUUUAAAAAGAAAAAGCAAACAAUGAUUCAGUAAAUUUUAUGAGUUUUUUUUUUAGGUAAAUAGAUAUAUACUUGCAUUUUUAUAA
Molecule: messenger RNA, 2183 nt
Organism: Pseudophryne corroboree (corroboree frog)
Lineage: Eukaryota; Metazoa; Chordata; Amphibia; Anura; Myobatrachidae
Product: protein SET-like
Exons: 8
Coding region: 290-1765 (491 amino acids)
Biological process (GO): nucleosome assembly
Cellular component (GO): chromatin; nucleus
Molecular function (GO): histone binding; chromatin binding
Source: RefSeq, a predicted model, not a curated record